AUGGGGUUCCUGCUUGUCAAUGGGGUUUCUACUUACGUCAAUGGGGUUCCUACUUACGUCAGUGGGGUUCCUACUUACAUCAACCGGGUUCCUGCUUACAUCAGUGGUUUUCCUACUUACGUCAAUGGUUUUCCUACUUACGUCAGUGGUGUUUCUACCUACGUCAGUGGUGUUCUUACUUACAUCAAUGGGGUUCUUACUUACAUCGGUGGUGUUUCUUACUUACAUAGUGAUAAUGAUUAUGUUGAUGGUGGUAAUAGUGAUAAUAAUGAUGGUGAUGUUUAUGGUGAUGCUAAUGAUGUGGUUGACGGUGAUGAUAGUGAUAAUGAUGAUGUUGAUGGUGAUGAUAGUGAUAGUGAUGAUAAUGAUGAUGUUGAUGGUGAUAAGAUGAUGAUGGUGACGCUGAUAAUGAUUAUGGUGAAUAGAAGAUGA
Macrobrachium nipponense is the source of this 432-nucleotide messenger RNA. RefSeq names its product trigger factor-like. NCBI's taxonomy places the organism in Eukaryota, Metazoa, Arthropoda, Malacostraca, Decapoda, Palaemonidae. The record is from RefSeq and is a predicted model, not a curated record. The transcript is spliced from 2 exons. Bases 1 to 432 code for a protein of 143 amino acids.